Anolis sagrei ordinatus is the source of this 7989-nucleotide messenger RNA. RefSeq names its product SMAD family member 5 (gene SMAD5). The record is from RefSeq and is a predicted model, not a curated record. Gene Ontology annotation, molecular function: I-SMAD binding; DNA-binding transcription factor activity, RNA polymerase II-specific; RNA polymerase II cis-regulatory region sequence-specific DNA binding. Gene Ontology annotation, biological process: BMP signaling pathway; regulation of transcription by RNA polymerase II; transforming growth factor beta receptor signaling pathway. Gene Ontology annotation, cellular component: heteromeric SMAD protein complex. NCBI's taxonomy places the organism in Eukaryota, Metazoa, Chordata, Lepidosauria, Squamata, Anolidae.
GUCUCCUCCUCCUCCUCCGGCGCCUCAGUGGCCUUUCCCUCCUCCUCCUCCUCCUCCUCCUCCUCCUCGCCGGGGAUCCCUCAGCCUCUCCGCCGUGGCCCAAGGGCGCCUUCCCGCUCUCUUCCCGCCGAGGGCCGCCGCCUGAGGCCGGAGUUCAACGCCAAGGGCAGUCCAUUGGGUCGGUUUCCGUCUUCCUGGCUGCCGGGAGGAGAAAGAGGCCUCCCUUUCCUCCUCUCGUGCCCCUUCGUCGGGGCGGGCGGCGCUGGAUGCCAGCUGAGGCCCGGGCCUUAAGAAGAAUAUUUUCCUUGGAUUAAGAAAGAGCAGUUGCUGCAGUUAGAAAACUCCUGUUGGGCCUGAGAAUCUAAAAUUUAGUUCAAAAAUUGCUUGAAGACUUGUCAAAUGACAUCAAUGGCCAGCCUGUUCUCUUUUACUAGCCCAGCUGUAAAGCGUUUGUUGGGCUGGAAACAAGGUGAUGAAGAGGAAAAAUGGGCAGAAAAAGCAGUGGAUGCCUUGGUGAAAAAACUCAAAAAGAAAAAAGGAGCUAUGGAGGAGCUGGAGAAAGCGCUGAGCAGCCCUGGACAACCUAGUAAAUGUGUUACAAUUCCCCGUUCAUUAGAUGGACGACUUCAAGUUUCUCACCGCAAAGGCCUCCCCCAUGUUAUUUACUGUCGUGUAUGGCGUUGGCCUGAUCUACAGAGUCACCAUGAGCUAAAACCAUUGGACAUUUGUGAAUUUCCUUUUGGAUCCAAGCAGAAGGAAGUCUGCAUCAAUCCAUAUCAUUACAAAAGGGUGGAGAGUCCAGGCUGCUACGGUGCACAGAACCAGAAUUUUCCCAACUGGGAAAUGCAGUGCAGUGCUUUGCCAGUUUUACCUCCAGUCUUGGUGCCUAGGCAUAGUGAAUUCAACCCACAGCAUAGCCUCUUGGUUCAGUUCAGAAACCUAAGCCACAAUGAACCGCAUAUGCCUCACAAUGCUACAUUUCCAGAAUCGUUCCAGCAACCCAACAGCACUCCAUUUCCCAUUUCUCCAAAUAGUCCAUAUCCACCAUCUCCAGACGGCAGUACCUACCCAAAUUCCCCAGCUAGCUCUGGACCAUCGAGUCCAUUUCAGCUACCAGCAGAUACACCACCUCCUGCUUAUAUGCCUCCUGAAGAUCAAAUGGGGCAAGAUACAUCACAAUCUAUGGACACAAGCAAUAAUAUGAUCCCUCAGAUAAUGCCAAACAUUUCUAACAGAGAUGUUCACCCUGUGGCCUAUGAAGAACCCAAGCACUGGUGCUCAAUUGUGUAUUAUGAAUUAAACAACCGAGUUGGGGAGGCUUUUCAUGCAUCUUCCACUAGUAUCUUAGUAGAUGGAUUUACAGAUCCUUCUAACAACAAAAACCGAUUCUGCUUAGGUUUGCUCUCCAAUGUUAAUCGCAACUCAACUAUUGAGAACACCCGGAGACACAUUGGAAAAGGUGUCCAUUUGUACUAUGUUGGUGGAGAGGUCUAUGCCGAAUGCCUGAGUGACAGCAGCAUAUUUGUACAGAGCCGGAAUUGUAAUUACCAUCAUGGAUUUCAUCCCACGACUGUAUGCAAGAUUCCUAGUGGCUGCAGCCUCAAGAUUUUUAAUAAUCAGGAAUUUGCCCAGCUUCUAGCUCAGUCCGUCAAUCAUGGGUUUGAGGCGGUAUAUGAGCUCACCAAAAUGUGCACAAUUCGGAUGAGUUUUGUAAAGGGUUGGGGAGCAGAAUAUCACCGACAAGAUGUUACAAGUACCCCAUGCUGGAUAGAAAUACAUCUUCAUGGACCUUUGCAGUGGCUGGAUAAAGUACUUACUCAAAUGGGUUCUCCACUAAAUCCCAUCUCUUCUGUUUCAUAGUGCGGAAGUAUUUCUUCAACAACCAUAACUUUAGUGACCAUUUUUUAAAAAUUCUACAGAAACUUCCAGUGUGGAUACUGUAAGAAUGGGCCACAUGUUAGCUGUCUUGUCCUAAUGAUGACCAAUUUUGUUUUUUUAUUACCAUUUUACUUUUUGUUUUGAUAAUUAAAAGAAACAGUCACGUUUGGAGGAAACUUGUUUUGCCUUUCUAGACAUAUUUAAAAAAUUGGCUCCACUGGAAACAUUUACUAUGUCUUCUUGGAACACUCUGCUGAACUGAAAAUAGAAAACGCUAUCUUUUUGCUGAUUACAUGUAUUUCCCACUUGCAGACUGUUUUAAUGCUCAUGUAAAAUUACAUUGAUGACGAAGUCCAUGAAACUAGCUUUAUUACACCCAAGGUUGCCUUUAGCAUUUAUGAUAAUGUGAUUCUGAUAUAUGUGUGUUGAAAAACACUUGAUACUGGUAGUGCUAUUAGAAUGCAUCCUUGCAAGUUCUGCCAUAAACAAGGGCAAUUUGACCUUCACCCCAGGUCAGUGUGAUUAAGUUGAAGGACCUCUGUGAGACUUCCAGAUAAAUGUGCGGAUUGCUUCUUGAAUCAUUGUUCUGAACAGGCAUUUAAUUCAAGGAAGUAUCUUAUUUAGCCUAGUCAGUAUUUUUUCUUGACUCGGACUCGGUGUGUAUGAGACACUUUUGAAAUAUAGCCUUUUAAGCAAUUCACUUGUAUCAGAGUGCAGAAUGCUACCGUUUUGCUAGUUAUGCUGCAAGGAUUAUUUUUUGCAUUUACAUAGUUAGUAUCUUGAAGGGUUGCUAACUUCACACUACUGCUGUUUUGCAGUAUUAGUUUUGCUCCUUUUGUAAUUCACUUUUAUAACUACAGUAUUAGAAAUCUUGCUUCAGAAAGUGGUAUAGGAUGUUUACUUCUCAAGAUUGCUGUGCAGACCAGGCCUUUCAUGAAAACUAAAAAAAUAGUCGCCUCUUGACUCUGGAAUCUUUUGAGUGUCAUUGAUCUUAAUCUCACAGGCUCUGUGACCAUAAUAUGACACUAGAGUUCUCAGUCUGUACAUCAUUCACUGUUACUAAUUCCACUUAAUAAGUUAACAGAAAUAGAGAUGGUCGCAGUGAAUUCGUAUAUGUUGAAAUAAUUAGAAUCCUUUCAAGAAUGUUUGUUCAUUGGAUAAGUUAGGAAGAUGCAUGCCUGCGUCACAGCCAACUCUUAUAUGACUAUUUCCGAUGGAACUCCAGAUUCUCUAGAUGUGUUGUGUGUCUGACAAUCUCUCUUCUCAAACAGCAACAUAUUUAAAUCAUAGCCUUACGCUAAGCUACGAAGGGCUUUCUUCAAAAAUACCUGUGUGUUGUUGUUGCAUCUUUUAAUUGGUUCUUUUCAGGAACUAGAAGCAAUACUUAGUGCCAUGUGGAAUAAAUUCAUUUUUUUUUUGUAAGGAAGAAGGUCCAAGGUACUUUUGGUGAUAUUUUUUUCCUUUCACAAUAGUAAUUAAGCAUAUGCUUCUAAUUACUUAGGAUGACCUAACUGUAGUUCUGUAUGGAUUCCAGCCAAACACAUAAAAAUAACAGAACUUAAUACAGAACAUUAGAUUUUCUUUAAAGGAACAGAGAGGAGGAAGCAUAUCUGCUCCUUAGAGUUCAGCAAUCAGUUUAGUAGGUAUAAGGCCUUGUGGCAUUUCUAGUGACUGAGAUGAAACCUUUUGUGCUUUAUGUUUUUCCUUGACCUCCCAGUGAUAGGCAAAAUAAAUCGUACAGAUCUGAAAUGUGGCUUAUCUUGGCAUAGGUUAUGUUUGAUCACUCCGUUCCAAUCGAGAAUUAUGUGUUCUUAACGAUGUUUGAUGCCUUCCUUCUCCUCUAGCAGAUAGAGGGUUAUUUUAAAGUAUUUCUGAUACAAUACUUCUGUCAAAGAAAUCUAGGGUAUGAGGAUAGAAGCUGAUUGACGCUCAUCCUUUCAAAUGGGACAUUUUAGAGUCUUGGAGAAUUCACACAGAGCAAGACAUACAACAUAGGCAUUUUAUACUGAAUAGCUUUGAAUAGUGUCUUCAAGCAUCUGUCAACCAUUUCUUUUUUCAGGCAAGUUGUAGGUGGGGUUGUUGUUUUUUCCGCACAAUUUAAUAUAAUGGGACAAAAAAGGUCCCUUUCCAUUUUGUGAUUGAAACAUGAUGCCAAGAAAUUGAUGUUAACACUCAGAUAAGAAACUGCUACCCUUUCUGCUGAAAGGGGGCAAGGCAACAAAUGUACACCAAUGUGAUUCACUCUGGGAAAAACUAAGUGAAGGUACUGAGGUUAUGAAAAGAAAAAAUGGGAGGACUUUGUGACAUCCACAGACUGUUCACCACAUUUAGAAACGACCAAGGUCAGAGGAGGAUGCCAAAAGAAAUAACAACAAUGCAAUAUUAGCAACUUUUGAGCUGCUCUUCCAAGAAAGUAUUUUUUUACCACAUGGUCAGUGAAAAAAAUAGGGAUGGGCUGUGUUCAGGGCAUAGAAUGAAUGAAGGAAAGCUAUCAGAAUCAAACUGCUGUGGAAGUCCCUUUACGUCAUUGAGCUGAAAGUAUAGAUUUGAGGAACGGGCAUUUCAUUGAAUGUCUUACACACUAAAAAGAUAAAUUGAACAGCUAGUUAAAUUGAUAGGUAAAUGCCUGUCUCAGAGGUAUAUGCCAAGUAAAUUAAGAAAAUGUGGAAUAAGAGUGUGACAGUGCUACAACACUAAACAGCAUGUCCUCAGAAAGCAGACAUUUGACUGGUCAGGUUGCGUGGUACAUCAGGUAUUACCCAGGUUGGUUAUACUGCUUGUACUUUAUAUUCAUACUGGUUUAAUUAUAGGAGGCAUUUUUUCACUAGUUUACAGGUAACAAGAUCUGCUGGCAAAAACUAGCAUAUUUGGCACCACUUGACAGAAUAAGCUAUAUCCCCAACCACGUGUGCACACUCACUCCUUCCGCAAUAGAGCACCAGACCAGAAAACAAGGAGAUUGUAAUGCAUGUUUAACUUGUCUGGGUUACUGCAGUAGCCACAUCAUAUCUAGUUUUCUGUAGCGUGGAAUUCAUGUAUGAUGAGGUGGGGAGGAGCCCAGGAAGCUACUAUAACUCCAGAGACUGAUAUUCGGAAGCACAGUUCUUACUCUGGAGGUAGUGUUCAUCUUAACAUGACUCAGUGGACUUCACAGAUAUUUCUAAUCUCCUUUCACAAACCAAGCUGCUCGGCAUUGCCUUGUUUUGUAGUAAUUAACUUCAUGGCUUAUCUAUAUGCUUUGUGCAGAAGUGCUCCAUUUUAUGUGUCAUGAAUUUCUUAUCACUCGGCUUCAUUGGAUGAGUCUGAGUUUUGGCAUUUUGUGAGAGUAAGGAGACGAAAAAGAUUGUUCAAGGACAAGAAAUACAAUUGUUUACAUAUGAAGAUAAAUGUUUUGCAGUUGCCUUAAAGCAGUGGUUCUCGACCUGUGGGUCUCCAUGUGUUUUGGCCUACAGUUCCCAGAAAUCCCAGCCAGUUUACCAGUUGUUGGGAUUUCUGGGAGUUGAAGGUCAAAACAUCUGGGGACUUACAGGUUGAGAACUACCUUAAAGUGAAAUUAAACUGAUUUUCACCAUAUUCCAGAGCUUUAAAAGAGUUAUGUUUUUUUAUUUCAAAAAUUUUCAUCAGAUUUUUAAAACUUUUUCUUUUGUCAUCAUAAAUUUCAGGCAGCUGUUUGAUUCUUAGAGCUUGAUCCUCUUCUUGCCUUUACUGAGCACAGUACUAGUUAAGGGCAAGGAUCCACUGGGAAGUUCUGCAGAAGGUCCACUGAGAUGAUGAUAAUGAUGACAAUAAUAAUAAUAAUUAGUAGUAGUAGUAGUACCCCACCACCAUCUCUCCGAAGGGAUUCAGUGCAACUCACAGAAGCACUUCAAGUGCUGCCCAUAAAACAACAACAUAAGUCUAUAAAACAAUUAUCACACAUAAAGCCUUAUCUAAUAAAAUUCAUAAAAUGCAAUAAAAUCUGCGAAUAAGACUGGCUGUCUACAAUUGACAAUCUAAAAUAUCAGGUUGAAGAGAUGAAUGGGAACUUCACAUUGGAUCAUUUUCCUCACCUUUUCUAAUCUCUCCUUGUGAUUAUAAUGGUUGCAGAUAAUCUUUUCUUGCACUAGUCAAUUUGACAUGCGAAGUAGUAGUAGGCAUCGACAUGUUUUCUUGGAUUACAAAACAGAAAUCAAACCUUCAUUUAUUGCUCCUCUAUAAAGAAGAAAUCAGAUUUGUGGAACUAAUUCUCUUUUAGAUUUCACCUAUUUAAGCUAUCAAAUGACUUAAUAUAUGUUUAAAUACCAGUGGUUGGUGUACUUGCUGAUAUAUGCUGUUUUGAGUAAAUUAUUCUGGGCAUUUUACAUACAGUUUCAAUAAUAUUGCUACAGAUCUGCAGUCAAAUGUAUGUAGUCCUCCUGAUGAGAGCAUGGUUAGUGCAUUUAUUGGAUUUCUGUUUUGAGAUGGGAAGAAUAUACUUUUAAUGUGUAUGCAACACAGUGCCUUUUACUUAGAUUCCUCUCUCCAUAAUUUGUUACCAUAAUUUUGAUUUGCCACUUUCUUUGCUCUGCUGUAGCAGUGGCUGUUUAAGAAUAUUUGCACCAGUUAUUUAUGAAUGUUUAUAAUUCAUUGCUCAUGGUUCACAUGAAUAGGUUUUCUUUUUACCACAAGUGAAAUCACUAUCUGUCAUGCUUGGAAGUGAGUAAGGAGAAUUGCUGUCAAAUUACUUUAGUCCAAAUUAUAAUCCCAUUUAAACUGGCCUCUUGUUAUCUCUUUUAAGGGAAGUUAGGGAUCAGGAUACUAGCCAGUAAUAUUCGUUCAAAAUGAAUAUGUGCUGAAAGGUCUUACAGUAAUUGUCCAUAAGGUUUUUGGUGGGCAUUAGGGUAGUUGGCACCCUAUUUUCCUGUCUGUGCCCCAACUUAAUUUAAAUCCUACUCAGACUUUUAUCUCUAUGGAUUAAAUCAGUAUGUGGGGAAAGGGCAGGUUACUUGCCCUGCCCUCCUUUAAGUCUAAAUAGGAGAAAACUAUGUAAUGUGGCAAGCGGAACAGAUCUGAAUUGAUAGAACCAAUAACAGAUGAGAAGAAUGCAGUCGCUUUCUUCACUUUUACGGCUUAACACACAGUAAAUAAUGCUUGAAUCCUGCUUGUUUUUACAGCUGAAAUCACUCUAAUUGUAUGUGAUUGUUAUUGAAUUUGACAACAGCCGGGUUGCUAAAGGACCAAAGUGUAUUAUAGAAUGUAUUUGAACUUUUCUCAGCCCCCUUACCAUUCAUUGUUUUCAUUUUCAUGACUUGGGAUUGGGUCUAACAAAGUUGUUCUGCUCAUAACAGCUUCCAGAGGGGGACAAUUGCCUGUCUACUUGCAAUCUCCCCCUCCCUUGGAAUCUCAAAAUCUGCUCUGGAGACUUGGAAAAUAUUGUGAAACAGAUUUUUAAGUGGCAUCUCAUCAGGUUUAGAGAUGGGAAAAGUUCGGAUGUAUUAGCAAACACCUUAUAAUGAAGUGUUGAAUUUAGGCUGAUGUUUUCACAGUAAGCAUGCCGGACUUAUAAUUUUGAACCUUCUUCACCCAAAACUUGUGUUCCCUCAUAGCAUCUCUUUUGCCUUACUCUGAUAAUCUACAUCUAAAAUCCUGGUUUUGUUAUUGGUUUUUGUUUUCAAACCAUGUAUUAUUUGGCAGUAUUACUCAUGUUAACUUGUGGAUGAACCGUCUUAAACUUUAUAAUAGGCAGACAUUUUAACUGUUUCUUCCUCAGAUUGCCUUAAGAAAUAAAAUAGAAAGCUAAGUUUUUUGUUACUGGAAUUGUUGCUAGGUAGGAGUAUUUUUUAAUAAAAAAAUUAAAAUAUGUUUCAUUAAUGGACAUGUGACUACUCGUUUAGCUUUGAUAUCUAUCUGAGAAACUAUCAUUGAAAUUCAGACAAUGAUUCAUGUUAUGUAUGCUAACCUUGUUAUUUGACGAAUGAUGUGUCAGUUUAUAUUAUAGAUAUAACAUCCGUGCUUCUGUUUACACUACAAGAAGUGUCAUUCUAGCAACAGGAUUUAAUUUUAUUCCUCAGAGUGCCUACACUGCAGUUGUUUUUGACUGUAUUAAGGUGUUUAUUUUUGCAAUCUAAAUAAAUAAGUUCUUUUUAGAAUUAA